Molecule: messenger RNA, 806 nt
Organism: Nicotiana tabacum (common tobacco)
Lineage: Eukaryota; Viridiplantae; Streptophyta; Magnoliopsida; Solanales; Solanaceae
Source: RefSeq, a predicted model, not a curated record
CCCUGUUGGAUUGUCGCAAGUAUAGAAAAUUUAGAACUUGAGAAAGGAUGGUGUUAUGUCAGUUGCAAGAAGUGUCAAAAAAAGGUGGAUAAAUUGGGAAACAUUUAUCAAUGCCCAAACCCCAAAUGCAAAAAUGAAGAUUACUCAGCAAUUAUUAGGUACAAGCUUCAGGUUAGGGUAAUGGAUACUACUGGAUCUGUUUCCCUAUUGCUCUGGGACCGCGAAGCUAUGUUUCUCAUUGGCAAAUCCGCAAAAGAAUUGAAGGAAGGAUUUCUUGAGAAUACUGGAGGUGUUGAUAUGUAUCUGUAUCCGGAAGAGCUGAACAAUGUUCUCCAAAGAAAACUCAUGUUUAAGGUUAUUGUGAAGAGCGAGAACAUUCAACUGCAAAAGGAAAUUUAUAGUGUUGUGAAGCUUACGGAUGAGGAGCAACUGAUAAAGAAAUAUAGUCUUGAUACACCUACAAAUGACUUAACUGACCCUGACUUCAAUAAUAACCAAGUCUUUGAUGGAGAGAAGGAAUGCGAGGUAAAUACAUCCACUACAACAUUACACAUUUAUAGCUAUGAAAAGCAUUGUAGCUAAAUAUGAAAAUUUUCAUGGCAAAACACUUUAGCCACAAUAUUGUUUUCUGUAGCAUUUGUAGCAAAAUGUAGCGUAGCUAAAACUCAGCUACAGACUUUAUAUGAUCCGUGGCUAAGGACUAAUACUUAUUGCUACGGAAAUUUUUAUGUUGUAGCGAUGAUGGUAAAAGGUUUUUGCUACAAAAAAUAUACUUAUAGCAAGUGAUUUUAUUCUUUUGCCACGAU